This is a messenger RNA of Sipha flava (yellow sugarcane aphid), 1099 nucleotides long. RefSeq names its product probable low affinity copper uptake protein 2. The transcript has 4 exons. Lineage: Eukaryota; Metazoa; Arthropoda; Insecta; Hemiptera; Aphididae. The coding region runs from base 405 to 977 and encodes 190 amino acids. Gene Ontology annotation, biological process: copper ion transmembrane transport. Gene Ontology annotation, cellular component: membrane. Gene Ontology annotation, molecular function: copper ion transmembrane transporter activity. The record is from RefSeq and is a predicted model, not a curated record.
UUAUCAAUGCUGUUCGACGGUUAUCGAGCGCGCUAUAUUGUGUCCACAAAAUACAGACGAAAACAACCGCAUAAUUUUUGGUGUAGUGAGUUACUACUAACGUGUGAAAGGAGAAUGGUUUUUUUUUUCCUACACACCGCAUUAUUUGUGUAUAAUUCUGCGUAAUAUCCGAAAAGGCGGUAUAGUGCUCGUUAUUAUGCAAUUACGUAUUAUCCACGGUCGGCGACACGCCUCGCGGCUCAGACACAUUAUCGCGGCGUGUACCGAUUGAUUAGAGUUGGGCAUAGUUCAGUAUACGUAUUUCGUAGACAUCAACUGUAUGGCGUCUCAAAUUAUGUCUGUCACGUGGAAGGUUCGAGCAUCAUCUCCCUGAAGACAGAAGACAAAGUUGUGUCAAGUCCAUUAUGUCAUCGUUUACGUUCGGCACUGACAUCGAUCCAUUUUUGGUGAAAAAUUUCAACGUGCAGUCCACUAUUGGUCUGGUAACCGUGUGCGUCGGUUUGAUAGCAUUGGCUGUUGUGUUUGAGUCUCUGAAGACUGUGCAUUUUAUGAUGAAAGUCCACAGGCGAUUGUUGUGCUGUAGCCAGCCAGAUUGCAAAGAUUAUGUCAACAGAGAAACGUUUGCAGUAACAUUUUCAAUGAAAAUAUUUGAUUGUGUCAGGACACUGGUAGUUUACACGUUUCAAAUGUUUAUCGGUUAUAUUUUGAUGUGUGCCAUUAUGACAUUCAAUGGCUAUAUAUUUUUUGCUAUCGUCGGAGGAUAUGGCUUAGGAUACUGGUUAUUUGGAUUGACAAUGAUGCAUUUGUCGGCAAAAAAUUUGAUGAAAUCCCAAGACGUCCCAGUCAGAUGUAAAAAUUGUACUACAAUUAAUACAAAUAGAAAAGAUACUACAGAAAAUAGUAUUUGUACUGAUAUUAGUGAUGAUUUACCAUGUACAAGUUCUACUGUUCAAGUGGAAGUACAUAAUAUAUCAUAAUUAUUAUGAAAUUAUGUAUUUUAUUAUAAAGACUCUGAGAAAAUACCAUAUUUUCUACACAAUUUAAGUUUAAAAUUAUUGAUAUAUUUUUUUAUUUUAAUAGUUACCAUUAAUCUUAAAAU